Molecule: messenger RNA, 1760 nt
Organism: Didymodactylos carnosus
Lineage: Eukaryota; Metazoa; Rotifera; Eurotatoria; Philodinida; Philodinidae
Source: the annotation of a GenBank genome assembly
AAUUUUGUAAAAAAACCCACCAGAUGUCGCUCACUUUCACUAAAUAGUUUCGGAGUUUUUCGGAGUUGGAACCGAACUCCGAGAGAAAUUUUUCUCGGAGUCGGAGGCGGAGUCGGAGGUGAGCACCAUUAUUUUUAAGGAAUCCGUGCCGGUGCCGGAGUUAGAAAAAGAAAAAUUUCGGGACCGGAGUCGGUUUUCGGAGGCAAAAAAGUCGCCACCGCUGGACUCAACAUACAAGUCGUGUUACAAUUCGUGUAUUAGCAUCCAGUAGUAAAAUAUGUGAAGUAAAACCAAAUUUAAAAAAGUAUUAUCCAAAUGAAGUACGAGAUAAUUAUCCAUAUCGAGCAAAAGCUGUAUUUGCUUUUCAAAAUAUCGAAGGUGUUGAUAUUGUUUUCUUUGGUAUGUAUGUACAAGAAUAUGAUCAACAUUGUUCAGAACCGAAUACGCGACGUGUUUAUAUCUCGUUUCUGGAUUUCGUGGACUUUUUUCAACCGCAACUCUAUCAAACUGAUGUUUAUCAUGAAAUUUUAAUUGGAUAUUUGGAUUAUAUUAAACAAUUGGGUUAUAUGUACGUACAUAUAUGGGCAUAUCCACCAAGUGAAGAUAAUGAUUAUAUAUUUCAUUGUCGUCCAGCUGAACAAUCUGUAAUGGAACCGAAAGCUUUUCAAAAUUGGUUUGGAAAUAUGCUAGAUAAAGCGAUUAUAGAACACGUUGUUGUUGACUAUAAAGAUAUUUUGAAAGAUUGUCUAGAUAAUCAAGUACUAAAUGCUUUAAAUAUUCCAUAUUUUGAAGGUGAUUUUUGGUUGAAUGUUAUUGAAGAAAGUAUUGAAAAGCUCGAUCAACAAGAAGAUCGAAGAGAACAAGAAAUUGAAGCAACAACACAAAUGGAAGAUAGUGAUUUUGAUGAUCAUAUUGAACCUGAAGAUCUAACAGAUGCGAAAAAUCAAAUGCCCACUUGUAGAGAUUUAAUGUCCAAAAUAUAUGUUACAAUGAAAAAAUAUAAAAAAGAAUUCUUUGUUAUUCGUGUAGGUAAUCCUAUGGCAUCAUAUCCAGCUGUCAAUGACACUGAUGCUUUAAUUCAAUGUGGUUUAAUGGAUACAAGAGAAGCAUUUUUAAUUUUUUGUCAUAGUAACCACUAUGAAUUUUCAUCUUUACGUCGCGCAAAAUUUUCAACAAUGGUUUUAUUAUAUAAAUUACAUACAUCAACAACGGAUAACUUUACAUAUAAUUGUAAUACAUGUCGACAACAAUGUGAUAUACGUUAUCAUUGUACAGUAUGUGAAGAUUUGGAUUUAUGUGAAAAAUGUUAUAAUCUUGAACCAAAACAUGAACAUAAAAUGGAACGUUCUGUGCCAUCAAUAGUUGAAGAAUGUGAUCAAAAUUCUUCAAAUCCAAAUGGUAAAUCUAUUGCAAGUUCACAAUUACAACGUCAACAAUCUAUGCAACAUUGUAUUGAAGCAUUAUUGCAUGCUGUUAAAUGUCGAAAAAUUAAUUGUAUCAAUCGUAGUUGUUUUCGUUAUAAACGUGUUGUACAACAUACAAAAGAAUGUAAAGGAAGAAAUAGUCAAUGUAAUGUAUGCAAACAUGUUGUAUUCCUUAGUUGGUAUCAUGCAAAAAGUUGUAUGGAUCAAUAUUGUCAAGUGCCGUUUUGUACGAAUUUAAAAACCAAAAUACAAAAGCAAAGAGCUGCAAGCAUACAAAUGAAGAGACAUCGUAUGCUAACUACGACUAUAGCAAGAACGAGUACAAUGGAAUCUUAA